UUCUAAGUCCGAGCCUGGCCAGAAGUUAGAAAUGUGGCUGUCCAAGUUCGUGUUUUGUGGAUUCGUGGUUGUUUGGGUUUGUGCCGACCAGGAUGUGCAACUGGAAAUUCCUCAAGGGAUCUUGAAGGGAUUGAAAACCGAAACUAUUCUGCACAACAAGCCGUAUUAUAGUUUUAAGGGUAUUCCCUAUGCGAAACCGAAUGUUGGAGCGCAAAAGUUUCGGUUACCAGAAGCGGCCGAUCCAUGGGAAGGAGUGUACGACGCAACCAGGCAUCGUUCCCCGUGUCCAUUUUAUUGUAUAGUUAAAAAGGGUCUAAUCGGUGAGGAGGAUUGUCUUUUUCUCAACGUUUAUACCCCAGUUUUGGACAAGGAAGCUCGCAAAGCUGUUAUGGUAUGGAUUCAUCCCGGUGGCUGGAACGGUGGCAUGGGAGACGAUGCUUUGUUUGGACCAGAUUUUCUGGUCGAGAACGAUGUUGUGCUUGUUACCAUUAAUUUUAGACACGGAGCGCUUGGAUUUUUGAACACGGCAGAUAAAAACGCUCCUGGAAAUGCCGGGUUGAAGGAUCAAGUUAUGGCGUUGAAAUGGGUGAAGGAUAACAUACAUUUCUUUGGUGGUUGUCCGAAUAGAGUUACUAUUUUCGGCGAUAGCUCUGGUGCAGCUUCUGUUCAGUAUCACAUGCUAUCUCCCAUGUCUGAAGGCUUAUUCAGUGGGGUUAUACAACAGAGUGGAUCAAUUCUCAAUCCAUGGGCGAUAACUUAUAAUCCAAGAGAACAGGCCUUCAUGUUGGGAGAUGCCCUUGGUAUACAUACGACAGAUUCUGCAGAACUAGUUAGCAAAUUAAGCGACUUUCACGUUAAAGAUAUCAUCGCAGCCAGCAGCGAAAUAAUGAAAGAUCAGAACACCCUAUCUGGACACUCGCAAGCCUUCAUCCCAUCUGUCGAAGUUGACCUGGGACAGGACGUGUUCCUUCCAACUGAUCCUUGGUCCCUAUUAAAAUACGGAAGGAUAGCGGACGUGCCUGUAAUAUCCGGAAUUGUCGCCGAUGAAUGUGCAUUUAUGGCGCAACUAAUGAUAGAUGGUAUCGAGGUAUUGAACACCGAAGCAGAGAAAUUUCUACCCGAAGAUUUGAAUAUCACCGAUACGAAUGAAAAGGAAAAAGCUGGAGAGUGCAUAAAGCAAUUUUACUUUGGCGACAAGAAAGUGUCAAAGGAGAACUUGAACGAAUACACCAAAAUGAUGAGUGACAUUUACUUUGAUGCUGGAAUAUUGUUAUCCCUCGAUAUCAUGAAAAAUCGAAUUUCGGCUCCCAUCUAUGAAUACUUAUUUUCCUACGAAGCACCAACUGGUUUGAUGAAAAGCAUCUUCGGUGUUAGCGACGGUGUUGCACAUGGCGAUGAUUUAGGCUACCUGUUCUAUUCCAAUUUUUUUAAGAAUUUACCAGAACCAGGUUCGUCAGCAGAGAAAAUGACAAAUAUUAUGACCAAAUUAUGGACGAAUUUUGCAAAAGAUAGAAAUCCAACGUCAGUAUUAGAUGGAGAUGUCACGGUGAACUGGGAACCAAUGGGAAGCGACGAUAAUUAUCUUAACAUUAAUCAAGAAUUAAAAAUGGAGAAAGAUCUAAUGAAAGAUAGCCACGACUAUUGGAAGAAGAUGUAUAAAAAUGUCGUGCUAUGAAUGCUUUGAUGUAUGUGUAUAUAUACACAGAUAAGUAUUAUUCGUUCGAUAUAUUCGAUAUAACGAAAGCCACAGAUACGAUAAUAACAAGUGUAAUUUGAUUAAGACACCAUAAAAUACAAUAUUUUA
Messenger RNA from Bombus impatiens (common eastern bumble bee), 1804 nucleotides. Its product is annotated as esterase FE4-like. The transcript is spliced from 9 exons. The record is from RefSeq and is a predicted model, not a curated record. Lineage: Eukaryota; Metazoa; Arthropoda; Insecta; Hymenoptera; Apidae. The coding region runs from base 32 to 1675 and encodes 547 amino acids.